Sparassis crispa is the source of this 204-nucleotide messenger RNA. RefSeq lists its product as hypothetical. The record is from RefSeq and is a predicted model, not a curated record. Lineage: Eukaryota; Fungi; Basidiomycota; Agaricomycetes; Polyporales; Sparassidaceae. The coding region runs from base 1 to 204 and encodes 67 amino acids. The transcript has a single exon.
AUGUCGAACGACGACAAGGACAUUCUGAACAGUAUGUAUCAGAUCCAUCCUCUGAAGGAGGACAACUGGAUGCCAUGGAAGAGGUGCAUGACUGCAUUCCUGGAUGAGAAACUUCUCGGCUACAUCACCGGUGAGAUACAGAAACUGAAGCCGAGCACUAAUCCGGAUAUCAGAGAAGCACGCGAUGCCGAGAUUCAGAAGUGA